Messenger RNA from Ananas comosus (pineapple), 2287 nucleotides. RefSeq names its product calcium-dependent protein kinase 3. The transcript is spliced from 8 exons. NCBI's taxonomy places the organism in Eukaryota, Viridiplantae, Streptophyta, Magnoliopsida, Poales, Bromeliaceae. Gene Ontology annotation, biological process: protein autophosphorylation; peptidyl-serine phosphorylation; intracellular signal transduction. The record is from RefSeq and is a predicted model, not a curated record. The coding region runs from base 222 to 1889 and encodes 555 amino acids. Gene Ontology annotation, molecular function: calcium-dependent protein serine/threonine kinase activity; calcium ion binding; calcium/calmodulin-dependent protein kinase activity. Gene Ontology annotation, cellular component: cytoplasm; nucleus.
CCUCUUUCUCUCUCUUUCUCUCUCUCUCACCUAACUCUGAAGUUUAAGCUCCCUUUUUUCCUGUACCCAAAAGCCCCCAAAUCCACCCCCAAAUUACCCCCAUUACCGUGUAGCGUCCUCUCUCCCCCUAAUGUGAAACCCUAGGUCCUCCUCCGCACUCCCCCUUCGCCAUCUAGGGUUUCCACCACCAGAUCCGCCGCCGCAGGGGAGAAGAGGGAGCAAUGGGGAACUGUUGCCGCUCCCCCGCCGCAGCGGCUCGCGAGGACGUGAAGUCCCAUUUCCCCGGCGCCCGCCACCAUGACCACCACCGCGGCGCGGGGGGGAAGAACCACCACCGUGGCCACCCCAACGGCGGCGGAGGCGGCGGCGGCGGAGGCGGAGGCGCAGGUGGACACCAUUCGAAGCGCCUCACCGUGCUCUCCGAGGGGAGCUGCGAGGGCAUCGACGACAAGUACGUCCUCGACCGCGAGCUCGGGCGCGGCGAGUUCGGGGUCACCUACCUCUGCAUGGACCGCGACACCAGGGAGCUGCUCGCGUGCAAGUCGAUCUCGAAGCGGAAGCUGCGCACCGCGGUGGACGUCGAUGACGUUCGCCGCGAGGUCGCGAUCAUGCGCCACCUCCCCCGGAGCCCUAGCAUCGUGAGCCUCAGGGAGGCGUGCGAGGACGAGAGCGCCGUGCACCUCGUGAUGGAGCUCUGCGAGGGGGGCGAGCUCUUCGACCGCAUCGUCGCGCGGGGGCACUACACGGAGCGCGCCGCAGCCGCGGUCAUGCGGACGAUCGUGGAGGUCGUGCAGCUUUGCCACAAGCAUGGCGUCAUCCACCGUGAUCUCAAGCCCGAAAAUUUCCUGUUUGCUAACAAGAAAGAGAACUCGCCAUUAAAGGCGAUAGAUUUUGGACUUUCUAUAUUCUUCAAGCCUGGUGAGAAAUUCUCCGAAAUUGUUGGAAGCCCUUACUACAUGGCUCCUGAAGUUUUAAAGCGCAAUUAUGGCCCAGAAAUAGACAUAUGGAGUGCUGGAGUUAUUCUUUAUAUUUUGUUAUGUGGAGUUCCUCCCUUUUGGGCUGAGACUGAGCAGGGGGUUGCACAAGCUAUUCUUCGAGGGAAUAUAGACUUCAAGCGUGAACCCUGGCCUAGUGUUUCUGACAAUGCUAAAGAUUUGGUCAGGCAAAUGUUGGAGCCUGACCCAAAACUUAGACUAACAGCAAAGCAAGUUCUUGAACAUCCUUGGCUUCAAAAUGCAAAGAAAGCUCCAAAUGUUCCUCUUGGAGAUGUUGUUAAGUCAAGGCUCAAACAAUUUUCAAGGAUGAAUAGAUUCAAAAGGAGAGCUUUAAGGGUCAUUGCUGACCAUUUGUCGAUCGAAGAAGUCGAAGACAUAAAGGAAAUGUUUAAGAUGAUGGACACGGACAAUGAUGGAACUGUCUCUUAUGAGGACCUAAAAAGUGGACUUGCAAAAUUUGGUUCUCACCUUGCUGAAUCCGAAGUGCAGAUGCUUAUUGAGGCCGUUGACACCAAUGGAAAGGGGAAACUAGACUAUGGUGAGUUUUUGGCGGUCUCUCUUCACUUGCAAAGGAUGGCGAACGAUGAGCAUCUCCGAAGGGCAUUUUCAUACUUUGAUAAGGACAGUAACGGCUACAUCGAGCCUGAGGAGCUUCGGGAGGCACUGGCCGAAGAUGGAGCUGCGGACAGCAUGGACAUUGCUAAUGAUAUUUUACAGGAAGUUGACACUGAUAAGGAUGGACGGAUCAGCUAUGAUGAAUUCGUGGCGAUGAUGAAGACGGGAACGGACUGGAGAAAGGCGUCACGGCACUACUCGAGAGGAAGAUUCAACAGCCUCAGCAUAAGGCUUAUGAAGGACGGGUCAUUGAAUCUGGGCAACGAAGCCAUGGCCUGAGGUUCUUCCCAUCUCUAUUAAACCGAUUUCGCUUUUCUUUUCUCUCUCAUGAUUAUUUUGGGUGGGGGUGUUUUAGAGAAUAGGCAGAAAACCCUCCCCCCUUUGAUUUGGCUUUUACCCUGUAAUUAGUUCUCAAGUUUCCGUCCGACGUUCUUCGUUUGCCUACGAAAAAUGCUUUGUGUUCUGAUAUUCGCUCAUGUUGUAUCUGUUGUCAAAGUGAUCCACCACAAUGCUUGGUUUGUUGUAUUCUCUCAAAUGCAGUGUGUUUGUUCACUAUUAUCGUGUACUCUCAUUCCCUAUUUAUGUAUGGAGUGCGAAAGGUUAGAUUUCCGUUUACUGACAUUCAUUAGUUGGGAAAUCAUAAACGUGUGGUUUCUGUUUCAUUUGUAUUUUUAUUA